Macrosiphum euphorbiae (potato aphid) is the source of this 561-nucleotide messenger RNA. The record is from the annotation of a GenBank genome assembly. NCBI's taxonomy places the organism in Eukaryota, Metazoa, Arthropoda, Insecta, Hemiptera, Aphididae.
AUGAACACGUGCCCGUUUGAUGCAUUAGCAAUAAUAAUAACUAUGGCAUAUACAGACUUAAAAACCUAUACAGCUUUUGUAGACUCUAGUGAAAACAACAUGUUAAGGUUUUGCAAAAGUCUUGCAUUAUAUGGACCAACCAAAAAAACAUUCACAGAUCGACUCAAAUUAUUAAAGCUGAUUUUUAAGAGCUCUGAUGAUAUUUCUCGUAUCAAAGUGAUUGAUGCUCAGUGUAAUGUAGCGUUCAUUGCAACGAAAUUAUUGGUAAACGCUAAAUCCGCAAUCGAAAAAAUACGGUGCACGACAGAUGGUUGUAAUAAUAAUAACAGAGAUAUUGAAAGCUCAACGUUAAUUUUAAGAUUUAAAAACGUUAAGAAUCUUCAAAAAUCAUUGGAUAAUUACACAAAGGAACAGGUUUAUGAAUGUUGUAACGAGACAAAAUUACCUACUUUCAUUUUUCUUAUUUUAACAUACAAUAAUAUACGCAAUAGCGCGUACGGUGAACAAAUAACGCGAACAGCCCACAACAGCGCUGAGAAACGACGCGCCACCAGUAAAUAA